CCUCUCAGGAGACCCGGGACAGCGGGAUAGUCACGCUGGGCCGAUCCGGGACAGCACCCAGCCAACAUGUCUCGGAAAAGAAACCUCCCGCAAUGCAAUCGUCGUAAGAAGCACGCCCUCUCGCGCUCCUCAAGAGCAGAGCUGCAAUUCCCGGUGAGCCGCGUGGACCGCUACCUGCGAGAGGGUCGCUAUGCGCAGCGCCUGAGCUCGCAAGCCCCUGUGUUCCUGGCCGGCGUCCUCGAGUACCUGACGGCCAACAUCCUGGAGCUGGCGGCCAGCGAGGCCCGCAGCAACAACAAGAUGCGCAUCGCCCCCGAGCACGUGCAGAGGGCCGCGAGCCACAACCAGACCCUCAGCAGCCUCUUCCAGGCCAGCAGCGUCUCCCGGGGGGCUGAGGAGGGGGCCGAGGAGCCCCUGCCCGAGGCCGGGCGGUGAGACCUGGGUCCCGGAGCCGGGCCAGACCUCAGCGGUGGCCUCAUCCCGCCCGACACUGCGUGUGGCUGAGGAAGGUCUGGUCCCCUUUAAGGUCUCGCAGCCAUUAAAGUCCACG
Molecule: messenger RNA, 550 nt
Organism: Sus scrofa (pig)
Lineage: Eukaryota; Metazoa; Chordata; Mammalia; Artiodactyla; Suidae
Gene: H2AL1Q
Product: H2A.L variant histone 1Q
Cellular component (GO): nucleosome
Molecular function (GO): protein heterodimerization activity; DNA binding; structural constituent of chromatin
Source: RefSeq, a predicted model, not a curated record